Messenger RNA from Spirometra erinaceieuropaei, 1475 nucleotides. The record is from the annotation of a GenBank genome assembly. Lineage: Eukaryota; Metazoa; Platyhelminthes; Cestoda; Diphyllobothriidea; Diphyllobothriidae.
AUGCUUCUGCAAAUAUCCUACUCCACGGACUUAGCCUAUAGAUGGUUACUACAGGACAACCCGUUAGUGCCGUUUGCCCAUUCGUCUAAACUAUACACGCAGAAAUGCCUACUCACAAAGCACUACUGUCCGCCUCUGUCCGCCCUCCCCCCCCCUUUAGGUUUACCGCGAUUGGCUUUGAUCCGCCGGGCUGCGGUUUCAGCACUCCCCCCGCACGCGAUUGGAGUGAUCCGGGGAUCCUGCUGCAGGAUGCACGAGUUGGCGUGAAUUUGAUGCAUCAACUGGGUCAUCUGCCCUUCUCCUGCGUGGGCUGGUCAGAGGGCGCCCAGUCGGCCAUCCGGGCAGCAUCGGAGUUAAAUUUUGACGGUCAGUCACAUUUUGAGUGGCUCAUUCUGCUGCUGGCGCAUCUGCUUAUUUGUUGUUCUAGAAUGCGCAUAUUGUGGACGCUGACAGUGACAGUAUGUCAAAUGGUCCGUUGCCUGGCGUCGUGAUUUGAUGACCUGUACUCCUUACACACACGCACACGGCGCAGUGAAUGAAACGAAACGAGGUCAAAUUUACCUCAGACUGCUGGGAAUACCUGAAAGGACACAUCACGAAGCAGCCCUUGCAGCCUGACCUUCCGUUCUGGGAAGAACCGAGGUACUCCGUCAAGCUAGCACUCCUAGUUCAUCAUGAUAGAUUCAAGUGCGCCAGAUUUAUUUUAGUUAGUAAUGCUCCAGUGUCAACGCCAGUCCCUCGGGUUUUACCUAAUCGGCCAGUAUUCCAAGUACCUUCACAAAUUUCCAAAUUUUAGGGGAUUUCCCCUGCCUACUGAAUGCCCUCCUGGGCAAUUAAUUUUACCCGAACAUGAGAGCGGAAUGCUGUGAAAUGCUCUCAGAAUUUCGUGUGUGUCUGUGUGUGUGUGAUCAGCUUGCUACUGCCAAGUCUUUUCCAUUUGCCACCGGCUUAUUGUACGCCGAUAUACGAAGUAAGCCUAAUCCAUGCAUUCAGACUCGAUUGAUGGCCUGGUGGUCUGGGACCUGGAGGAAGAAAUUGCCUCGGAGGAGGGGUCGGGGAAUGGUGGUCACAUUAUGGGCGCCUCCUCCGGUUCGGUAGACGCCUGGCCAGACAGCCGUCGUCUUCCGUUGCAGGCUGUCUAUGGUAGAGCCUACAUGCGGGAUAGUUGGCCUGCCUACGUUGAGACGAGAGAGAUCCGACGUAUGGGUCCUGCCGAUCUCCGCUGCCUGCCGCAGCGUCUCCUCCGGAUGCCCCUACUGCAUAUUGCAUCACGGCUCUCUGAGGCAGGACAACACCAGGAUGCCAACAGCCAAUCAACUGAAUCGGCUCUCCUCGCCUGUUCGGGCUGCUGUUCAACCCUCUGGCCCGCCAGGUCCGAAGCGGAGCAGAAGGCUAGCUGGCAGCUGCCACACAAGUUGCAUGCUGACUUCUUUCAGUCCUCUGUCGAAAACUUUAUUCUCAAAUCUAUUCACUAA